AUGCUUGUAUCUGUGGUGGUUACAGAGGAUCUGUCCGUUUCCGUGUAUUUUAAGUGCGCUCCGUUGGUGUCGGAUGAUGUGUGCAUUCCUGACGAAGUCCGUGAUGUCCGUGUGCUGGACAACCUUCUAGACAGCGUGGAGCGAUAUUGUGAAAAGAAGGCCCGUCAACAGGAGGACAAGGUGGGAGGAGUGCUUAGGCUUGUUUUAUCCUUGCUGGAUGACAUUUGUGAUGAUGAGCUGCAUGAUGAUGAGAGGGCUGACGCACUAAUCUUCCUGAAGGAGCAGUGCAAGCUGCUGACAAAGAAGAGUAAUGGCGUGCGGUAUUCUGCAGAGCUUUUAGUUUUUAGCAGUAUAUUGCACACAAUUUCUCCACAUGCUUACAAGUUUUUUCGCCACAGCAACAAGCUUGUCUUGCCGCAUGACACUACCAUCAAGCGAGUUUGUGCUGCACAUGAUGUGAGCCCAUCGAAAGAGCAGUGCGAAGAAGGUUUUCUGAGGUACAUUAAGCGCAGAGCAACCAUUCUGACUCAUGAAAAAAAUGUGACUGUCAUGCUUGAUGAAAUACACCUGCAACAGUUUUUUGAAUAUAAAGGUGGCUGCCUAACAGGGUUUGCUGCGCAUUGUGCGGAACCAGCAAAGACAGCGCACAUGUUCAUGGUACAGUCUUUGCUUUCAUCUUAUAAAGAUGUUGCUCAUAUCCUUCCGGUAACUCGUAUCACAGCAACGGAGCUGCAUGAUGUUCUAAAGACACUAAUCAUGAGGCGAAAGUGCUGGUCUGCAUGUUGUUGCGGUCGUAACAGACAACAAUGCCAUAAACAGGAAAAUGAUGUCUCUGUUUAGCGAGCAAAAUGAGCCAGGGAUUGUUUUUCCUCAUCCUGCCAACCCGCAGCAGCCAUUGUU
Rhipicephalus microplus (southern cattle tick) is the source of this 900-nucleotide messenger RNA. RefSeq lists its product as uncharacterized. The record is from RefSeq and is a predicted model, not a curated record. Lineage: Eukaryota; Metazoa; Arthropoda; Arachnida; Ixodida; Ixodidae.